AUGAAUCUCCUCAAAAGUGACAUGUCAUGCAUUCAACAUCACGCUAGGUCCCUCGCAGCUCAGGAGCCAGAAGCAGGCAUCUCCCGCUCCUUCAUUGGGGGCUUGUUCAACGAGCCCAACUUCGAAAACCGUUUGUCGAAGCUAGGCCCUCUGCCACCCGCCACAGCUUGGGUUCUGAAACGGCCUCAUUCGAGGCGUUGUUUCAGGGAACUCACGUUCGUCGGCCAACAUGUCCAACUGCGGAAGAGUUUUAUUCCAAGGUGUGAACAAUCCAAGAGACCAGGCUCGGAGAUGUUUCCCGGUUGA
Messenger RNA from Histoplasma capsulatum G186AR, 306 nucleotides. RefSeq lists its product as uncharacterized. Lineage: Eukaryota; Fungi; Ascomycota; Eurotiomycetes; Onygenales; Ajellomycetaceae. Bases 1 to 306 code for a protein of 101 amino acids. The record is from RefSeq and is a predicted model, not a curated record. The transcript has 4 exons.